GUCUCCUCCUGGAGAAGCAUGCGGUCUUAAGUAAUGGCAGAGGAGACUACAACUCCCAGCAGGCGUCGCGCGUGUAGCCAGGGCGUGUAAGGGCUGCAGAGCAGAUGGCGGGCCAGGUGAAGGACAAGGAGGCUUUUCAGAGACUCAGCUACCUCUACCAGGCUGCCCACUGCAUCCUAGCCCAGAACCCUGACAACCAAGCGCUAGCGAGGUUUUACUGCCACACGGAGAGAACCAUCGGAAAGCGGCUCGUACUGCGACAGGACCCCUCGGUGAAGAGGACCCUCUGUCGUGGCUGCUCCUCCCUCCUCAUCCCCGGUGUGACUUGCACCCAGCGGCAGAGGCGUCGCCUAGGCCAGCGUUGGACAGUGCAGACUUGUUUAACAUGCCAUCGAAGCCGAAGAUUUCUCAAUGACCCCAGACACCAGCUUUGGGGGGACCGACCUGAGGCCCAGCUGGGAAACCAGACUGACCCCAAAUUGCCUAGGUCUGUGGCACACACAAGUCAUCCAGUCUCAGCCCAACCUUCUGAGGAGAAAUUGCAGCAUCAAGACAUCAAAAUACAAUGACUGGGAGGGUACUUUUUGCAAAGGCCUAGAAAACAUGAGCCAUCAUUCAGAUACAGUAUUCAGUAAAGUAUUCAAAUAAAGUUUUGUCCUGCCUCUUUUGACUUGU
Messenger RNA from Dromiciops gliroides (monito del monte), 675 nucleotides. RefSeq names its product ribonuclease P/MRP subunit p21 (gene RPP21). The transcript has 6 exons. Gene Ontology annotation, biological process: tRNA processing. The coding region runs from base 105 to 569 and encodes 154 amino acids. Gene Ontology annotation, cellular component: nucleolar ribonuclease P complex. Lineage: Eukaryota; Metazoa; Chordata; Mammalia; Microbiotheria; Microbiotheriidae. The record is from RefSeq and is a predicted model, not a curated record.